Molecule: messenger RNA, 1524 nt
Organism: Selaginella moellendorffii
Lineage: Eukaryota; Viridiplantae; Streptophyta; Lycopodiopsida; Selaginellales; Selaginellaceae
Exons: 3
Coding region: 1-1524 (507 amino acids)
Molecular function (GO): DNA binding
Source: RefSeq, a predicted model, not a curated record
AUGGUGCCCGAUUGGGCAUGGUCCCAUGUUACCAAGCUCACUCCUUAUGCUUCCGGCAAAGGAGCUGGGCGUUGGAAAUGUAAUUAUUGUGGUAAAAUGUAUGGUGGUCCGCCGAAACGCAUCAAGGCGCAUCUUGCUAAAGUUUCUGGGCAUGAUAUUGAAGCAUGUAGUGCUUCAAACAUUCCUCUUCAUGUUCAGAACGAAGCUUGCCAAAUGUUUGUGGAGCAAAUCGCAAAUGCCCCUUUGUCUUUACCUUCUGUAGCAAAUCUACAGAGUAGGCAUUUUGAUGGGGCAUCUUCUUCUGGAGCUGGUACACAAAGUGUUAGUCAAUCUCAACCUAUGAGUGCUUCUAUAGUGAGCUUACAUAUAGGCCAUGAGGGAUCAUUUGUUGGUCGAAAGCAAAUGCAAGAUGGCAAUAUUGAGGAAAUGCUUGAUGAUGCAAGAAACAUGAACUUAGAUGAUGCAAUAUCAAAGUUCAUUUUCUUGAAUGCUAUACCAUUUAAUGUUGUGAAAAGCCCAUAUUUUCAUGCAAUGAUCGCAGCCGCUUGUAGUGCUGGACCUAGUGCUGCAUCGAGGAUUCUUGGUUACAAGAAGCUUCGUACUAUUCAGCUCACUCGUCACUAUACUUUAAUCAAGGAGAAGGUGUUGACACCAAAGGAGAAGAGAAGACUGGUCUUUGGCUUUGGGAGCAACUUAGACCCAUCAUUUUGGAUGUUGGUGUUGAAAAUGUUGUUCAAGUCAUCACUAAUAAUGCUUCGAAUUGUGUAUCGAUGGGGGACAUACGAGAGAAGAUUCCCCUUUAUCUUACACAAUCGAUGCAUGUGCCAUGUUUUGGACUUGUUAUUGGAGGAUAUUGGGAAGUUUGAUUGGGUGUCUAAGAUCGUAAAUGACUGUGAGAAGAUCGUGAAGUUCAUAACUGAGAAGCCGAUGUUACUUGCUUUAUUUCGAAAGUUCUGCUCUAGAGAACUCAUGAAGCCUGCAAAGACUCGAUUCGCUUACAUCUUUCUUAUGGUCAGCCAGCUCCAGCAUGAAGAUGUUUUCCCGUGCCUUCGACGAUUCAUAGUGAGUGCAGAAUUUGAAUCGUCGAAGUGGUAUAACACAAAGGAUGCCAAAGAUGUUCGUACAACAAUUUUCAAUGAUGAAUUUUGGAAGAAUGCUUCUACUUUAUUGGUUAUGGUAGCUCCUAUUUUGAAGGUGUUAAGUCUUGCCGAUCGUGAGGGCGCAACAACAGGAUUAAUUUAUGAAGCAAUGUAUCGUAUGAUUAAAGGAUUGGAGCUUGCAGCUCAAGAUGGCAAGCUUGAUGUAGAUAAAAUUGAUGCAAUUAAGUGUGUCUUGGUUGAAGACCAAUAUAGACGGAGAGCUCGAUGGUUUAUGAUGCAUAGCUCUAUGCACAGCGCUGUACAUGCUUUGAAUCCUUCAUACCUUGAGCAAAACUUGGAUGCUGAGGUAAGAAGUGAUUGGAUGGAUUAUUUAUCACUCUAUUGCUGUGGGGACACUCAACUAGAAGAGAAGUUAGAUGAGUAA